CUCUGGGGAAAUUUCUGGAAGGCCGUUCAACUUUGCGGCAACUAUAACUCUGAAAAGCCUCAGUCCGGUUAUUUUCAGCAAAAGCCAAGCAUAAUCGUUACUUUGGGUAUCGGGCAAGACACAGCAGCUGAAAAAGCUCUGAUCAAGGUAAGGUUUCAGGAGACUGAAUUGCCGAGAGAUUCACUUUUCUACGGAGCUGAUCCAAUGCAAGAAAUCAACGAAGAGCUUUAUUCAAAAUUCGGAACAUACUUCCCUAUUGCUGUGGGUAGCGAAUCGAAAAUUUUCAAAGCCAACGUCCUUAUCAAUGGUAAGCCAUAUUCCUACGUGGAUCGUAACGUGAUCCAUAUUGAACUCAUUUACUUCCUUACGCAACUGGUACUAUUCUUAAGAUUCUUAAGAUUUACUAUUGUAUACGAUGACAUAUGGAUAGAUGCCGAAGGAGCGGAAUACGAAAUGUUCCCGUACUUCUAUCGUGGUGGAGCACUUGAUCAGAAUGGGAUUACUUUGUGCCAGUUUAAUUUGGAGAUCCAUCAACCUAGCGAUGCAAAAAAGGAGAUGUUCCAAAAGUUCAUUCUUCAACUACUCCGAGACAACCGAUACGGGGUAUUUCGUAUCGUUCAGGGACGUCACAUGCGGUUGUAUUUUUUGAAUUUCUCCGAUUCUCAUUGUGUUUCUAAGUACAUUUUUAGGAGUACCUCUUAA
Haemonchus placei is the source of this 702-nucleotide messenger RNA. Lineage: Eukaryota; Metazoa; Nematoda; Chromadorea; Rhabditida; Trichostrongylidae. The record is from the annotation of a GenBank genome assembly.